Messenger RNA from Colletotrichum acutatum, 540 nucleotides. RefSeq lists its product as uncharacterized. The coding region runs from base 1 to 540 and encodes 179 amino acids. Lineage: Eukaryota; Fungi; Ascomycota; Sordariomycetes; Glomerellales; Glomerellaceae. The record is from RefSeq and is a predicted model, not a curated record. The transcript is spliced from 3 exons.
AUGACGAGCCCCGAAUUCGAUUCCCCGAUUCAUGCUCGAGCAUUACCAAACCACCUACUAGAGACGAGAGAAGAUAGCAGCACGCCGAGUCCUCUUUUCCUGCUGCCCCCUUCGAUCCCCGAAACCUCUCUGACCGUCCUGGUGCUUUUCCCCGCCACUCUGCGGCACCUCUGCGUCCGAAUUUACUGGGGCCCGAGGGAUUUGAACUUGUCGCCCAACGAGAUCCUCGCCGCUAACCGUCCCGGUAAUGAUUGGCUCUCGCUGAGCUCUCCGGCGAUCCCCUCCGUCAUCCUGACGGCCGUUCUGACUUCUCAGGCGCGACCCUCUCUGCGAUAUGGGAGCUCGUUCCUCAUCUAUGGGUCUCCGAUAGAGCUUGAGCAGGCAUCGAGCAUCGAGCGUCUUUCGCAUCUCAAUACUGAACAUCGAGAUCGAGACAUGGCCAAGUACGUCACCAUCACGCCGAUUCGGGCCAAAUCUUGGGGGGAAUCCAGCCUGGAAGAGAAGGUUGUGAUGAGGGAGUGCUCCAUGUUGAUUGCCUAA